GACUUUAACGUUUGUUAGUUCAAGAAGUUGAAAACGCAAAAUAAAAUGUAAUGAAAACAAAUUGAACAAAAACGAGAUAUUUAAUAAGUGAAGAAACAAUUCAACUGAUUUAUCCAUAAUGCCGUACGCCAACCAACCUUCGGUGCACAUAACCGACUUAACAGACGACAAUUGCAAGUUUUACAUCGAAGACACGGAUUUGAGCGUUGCUAACAGCAUUCGCCGCGUCCUUAUAGCCGAAACCCCAACCCUAGCCAUCGAUUGGGUAAAAUUAGAAGCCAAUUCCACUGUACUCAGCGAUGAGUUUCUAGCCCAUCGGAUAGGUUUAAUUCCGCUAAUCUCAGACGAGGUGGUGGAACGUUUACAAUAUCCUAGAGACUGCGUUUGCUUGGAUUUCUGCCAGGCGUGCAGCGUGGAAUUCACCCUCGAUGUGAAAUGCACAGAUGACCAAACUCGCCACGUGACGACGGCUGAUUUCAAGUCCAGCGAUCCGCGAGUGAUACCGGCGACGUCGAAGCACCGCGACGACGAGUCCUCCGAAUACGGGGAGACCGAUGAAAUUCUGAUAAUCAAGCUGAGGAAAGGGCAGGAGCUGAAGAUCAGGGCGUACGCUAAAAAAGGCUUCGGCAAAGAGCACGCCAAAUGGAAUCCCACUUGCGGCGUCGCGUUCGAAUACGAUCCCGAUAAUGCAAUGAGACAUACACUGUUUCCAAAACCGGAUGAAUGGCCGAAGAGUGAAUACAGUGAAUUGGAAGAUGAUCAAUAUGAAGCGCCUUUUAAUUGGGAGCUGAAACCUAACAAGUUCUUCUUUAAUGUUGAAUCCGCAGGUUUGCUUAAACCGGAAAAUAUUGUCAUUAUGGGAGUGGCGAUGCUCAAAGAAAAAUUGUCCAAUUUACAAACCCAACUGAGUCAAGAUGUAAACGACGCUUUGGCAAUUCCCAUUUAGUAUAGGUUUUUAAUUACUUUUUAUUUCUAAUUGUAAGGUAAAUUUAAAAUAUAGGCAACAUCUUAUACAUGCAACAAUUUGUGUAAAUCGUGUUGCCUAUAUUAAAGAAACAGAUUUAAGAGUAAAUUUUGGUUUUAUU
Messenger RNA from Phyllotreta striolata, 1085 nucleotides. The record is from the annotation of a GenBank genome assembly. NCBI's taxonomy places the organism in Eukaryota, Metazoa, Arthropoda, Insecta, Coleoptera, Chrysomelidae.